Guillardia theta CCMP2712 is the source of this 2202-nucleotide messenger RNA. RefSeq lists its product as hypothetical. The record is from RefSeq and is a predicted model, not a curated record. NCBI's taxonomy places the organism in Eukaryota, Cryptophyceae, Pyrenomonadales, Geminigeraceae. The coding region runs from base 1 to 2202 and encodes 733 amino acids. The transcript is spliced from 26 exons.
AUGCCCGGUAGCAAACAGGAAAAGAAAGUCACGCCAGCGAAACUCCAGCCGCCGAAACAAAGGGAAACGAAGAAGCCACUCUCGAUCGAAUGGACUGAGACAGAGAAACAGGAGCUUGACUUCGGAAGGUUUGUAGGUUUAGCGUUUUCUGGUUUUGUCCUUGCGGUCUAUCUUCGUACUAUGCACCCAACUGUUGCUGGUGGCGACAGCGGUGAGCUGAUGGGAGCAGCAUGCGAGCUUGGGGUAGCUCAUCCACCGGGAUAUCCUCUUUUCACGAUGCUGUCGUGGUUGGGUAUUCAGCUCAUUCCUGUGGGCAGCCCAGGCUAUCGUAUGAACUGUGUGUCAGUCAUCUUUGGUGUAUUGGCUUCAUUCUUUCACUUCAAGACUGUUCUUCGAUGGCACCUGGGCUUGUACCAUCCCCGGGGCCCAGACAACCCUUGGAUAGGAUCUGCUUGGAUCGCGAUGCUUUCUUCAGGGCUCAUGUCGUUUUGUCCGUUGAUCUGGCAAUACAGCACACAUACCGAGGUCUUCGCGAUGAACAACAUGUUCAUCGCCAUUCUCCUAUACCUCACUGUGCGAUAUGUGCAAGAAUCGCAAGUUAAGUUCGCAAGAUUAGGCGCACUCUUUAUCGGUCUUGGCUUGACCAACCAGCACACCCUCGUCCUCUAUGCCUUUCCUCUAGUCCUGUGGAUGCUGUACAUCGGUAGACACGAGCUGCUAAGCUUCAAAGAAAUGAGCAUCUUGGUGCUGCUGGGGCUGCUGGGACUUUCUCCUUACCUCUACCUCUUCUGGGCUGCUACUCACGCUCCUCUUGGCUCGUGGGGCGACACCUCCACUCUCAGCGGAUGGCCGGCAGUUGGUUUCUGGACGCACUUUCUGCGCAAAGAGUAUGGGACCUUCGCCUUGUACUCGGGGAAGGAAUCUCCAAGUGGACUUAAGCAGCUGCUCUUGGCGAUGAGGCUCUACUCGCUCAGCAUCUUUCGCUCAGACUCUCUCUUCCUCGGUUUCGCUGCUCCCUUCGGCUUGUUUUCUUCCGUCUACCAGAACGGAUUCAAGACGUUCGGGGCAGUGAUUGCUUCUAUGAUGAUAUUUUACAUGGUUGUGUUUCACUACCUCGCCAACCUCCCGCUUGACAAACCGCUCUUCUUCGGCGUGCACGUUCGCUUCUGGAUGCAGCCGCACAUUGUUGUCUUCGCUUUCCUCGGCAUCGGCGCCGAUAAGAUUUUUUCUCAUCUUGGGAGUUUCCGGCGGCCUGUCGUCAUUCUCUUCACCCUAGCAGCAGUCACUGCUCAGCUGGGGGUCAACUGGGAGAAGAUGGAUCAGAGUGACAACUGGUUCACACAUGAUUUUGGCAAAGCCAUGCUCGACCAUAGGCCGGAGCACGCGGUUCUGUUGACUCAAGGUGACGUGGUAACCAACUCCAGAUGCCAGAAGUACCGACUUGAUGUUGCACAUCUUGACAUGCCAAUGAUGACCUACGAGUGGUUCAAGACCAUGCAUGGCCCUCACUUUCCGCACCCUCCAUGGGCUCCUCCCAUGAAAUUCCCUGGAGUUCAAUUUGCUGUGGGUGGAACCCCGCUCAAGGAGCAUAGGAAAUGCUGUCCAUAUUCGAUGAAGCAGUUUCUUGACGCCAACUUCCCCUCGAAAAGACCGUUUUAUCUGGUGGGAGGAUGGUACGGCACUGAAUUGUCGAACGGGCAGCAACCUCCUGGAAUUCCUGGGUACUACACUGAGCCUGUGGGGACGGCUAUGCGGAUUAUAGCAGGGAGGAAGCGACUCAAGAGUAAGGAGUACAAGGAGGAGUACACCAUACUCGUCAACUACAUCAGCUACUCCCAGGCUCUCUGGGUAAACAGGAUGGAGCGAGCAGUCGCCAAAGGCAAGGAGCCGGACCCUUCCCCGUGGAUCAAGGAGCAGAAGGAACUUGCAAAGGUCAUCAAGAAUCUCGAGAAGCUCAUCGCGCUUGCUGAGAAGGAGGGGAUCGUGGAAGAAGACCUGUACCGCAAUACAGGCAUUGCAUAUGGAAGACUCAAGUGUGAAGAACCAAACCUGUAUCCCAAGGUCGACUGCCUCGGACAGGGGCAGACGAAGAUGCGAGCGAUGAUGAAGAAGUUUCUCGAGGUGACCAAGAAGCCCAAGCAUGAAACACAAAACGAAAAGCUUGUGGUUGACAAUCCGACGAAAUUCAUCAACCUCGGUUGA